AUGUCUAAAUGGCCAGCAUCUUAUGAAAUUGCUCCAGAAGGGUCUAUCAAACACGUCAAGCAAACUAAUGCAAUGGUUACAGCCCAGACUAAGAGCUUCCUCGAUCUCCAGGCGCAGGUGGACUGGGAGGAGAUGAUAGACGAGGUAGAGGACGAAGAAGACGACAAUGCCUUUGUAGUCCCCGAUGAUCAGGCUUCUGAUAAUGAUCAAUCAUCAUCAUCAGACCCCCUGCAAAACGAGGCAGCAUGGGAUAUCCUGCAGGCAUUUCUCAAAACUGACAUGCAGUACGAUGAAAUGGAGAGGCAACUUGUUUCAUACCUCGAUGAGCAAUAUCAUGCAGAGGACUGGACGGAGGCGAAGAGGGUCUUAUUCUCGGGCGAUGGGGACAAUCGGCUGUCCUUGAUCAAUCUUCUCGCUCUCAAGGAACAGCACAUUGCACCAGCGAAACUGGCGCAGCUCUCAAGUGGGUCAAACCUUCAGCGUGGACUUACUUGGCAGGACAGGGUCCAACGAAUUCAAGAUAAGUAUGCAUCAAGUUCUACGUUGUUGCCAGUCCAACCUUCGCUGCGACGUGUUCCUUCGUCCGGCGAGUACACACGGGACAUCAUCAACAAAUAUAUGUCCAACAAAAUCAGUUCUAGUCAUGCCUAUUUCCUCAUGGAGACAGAAUUUUCUGAUGACUCAACGUUGAUGAGUUUUUGGGAGUCCGUACUGGACGCCGUCGUGGACGCUGACACAAGUGAGGCAAAACGUCAGGUAUUUGCCAAGUGGACAUCGGACGUAGAACAUGUGAUGUCACACGCAGCACAAUCAACAACCUUCGCCCAGCCUCAACAAGGAGAAAGAGUGCUCGAGAAGCCCACAAGUACUCAAGAUGUUGAGAAAAUGGCAACACCUGACCUCCCAACGUGGCUUGUCACAGUGCCCUCGUCCAAAACAUCUUAUUUAGCAACGCAGCUGAAAAAGAAGGGUUUUGAAGUCUAUACACACUCAACCCUCCCAGGUCAUUUCUGUGUCAAGGCCGAAAAUACUUACGUUAUCAGGGAAGCUUGGCCCUCCUCUCACAUCCACUGCUACUUCAAUGUUCUUUUUAUCCCUCCGAAGGACCAGACCUUGAGCAAACCUAGCGUGGCAAUUCCUGGCUGGUAUCAUCCCAUACGUGGCCAGUAUUGGCAUGAUGUGGGAUACGGACACUCUUAUGAUCCGGAAUCCGACAUCAUCACAAUCUUAGUUGCAUCCAGGGCACUCACAAGGCAGGGUGUCAGGGUGGACUCUCACAUGCCGCGCCUGUACGAUACUCCUAAUGGCCUGUUGACCUGUGAAAAUCGAGGCAAGACAUACAUACAUGGUUUUCUGGCGCUUAAAUUGCGUAGAACUGCAGUUGUUGAAAUCCCCAUUCCCGCCCCAGAUAACAUUUUAUUCCACAAUGAAUCGAAAUGCAAUCCCACAUUCGUACAGUCUACAUUGCAUGCAUAUGCCUCACAACACUUGGUGGAAGGCGACCUCGUAAGGGUUAGAGCAGGGGAAAUGGUUGGAUGCACCGCCAAGAUUGAUUGCAUUGACAUGGGUACCCAUUUGGCAUCAGCAUACAUGGAGGAUUCAUUGCACGUGGAGAAAGUCUCUCCCAGACCACUUAUGUUUUCCCUCGUUGAUUUGGAGAGGAAAUUUCGGGUGGGGGACAAUGUUUGUGUGCUUGAUCAUAGCAUAGUGGCGUCGGCUUUCAAGGGGAAAAAUGGCAUUGUCGUUCAAAUCGAUGAGGACACUGUUGUUGUACACGACCAGUCUUCUCAGUGCCAGUUCACUGUUGCAAUCGACUCUUUGGCGACGUUCAUCGGGGAUUUCACUAAAAAGGAUCCUGCUAAUGUAACAACCGUCAUUGAAACUCCAAUGAAAGGGGAUCAUGUCGUUGUAACCGAGGGUUUCUAUGCUUGUGAAUUUGGGGAGGUCUCCGAGGUUGACCUCAGGACCCAAAUGCUCGUGUUCUUCUCGGAAUCACAACAAUUACGCAUCACGGUGCCCAUACGUAUGACGGCAUUCAAUCCUAAUCCAGCUGCACUUCGACACACUCCCGAGCGCGGAUAUGACCUUGUAGCUGGUGAUAUCAUUCAAGUGGUUAGAGGCAAGCGGCUCUGUGCGUCAGGCAAGGUCUUGCACGUCAAUCUGGAUAAUUCAACUUUGACGUUUGAAGACAUGCCCCACACCGAGUUCACCACCCGCAUAACAUAUGUUGCAAGAAUUGGCAGGAAAGGGGAUCGUGAUCUGAUGCAGGACUGUAUUGGCAAAGAUGUCAUAAUAAUAUCUGGUCCAAUGAAAUCCUAUCGAGGCACGUUGCAUUCGCUCUCCCAGGACAAAUGCCAGGUUGCCAUUGUUCAGGGUUCAAAACAAGAAUUCCGCCGGUCUGGAGUUCUCCUCACUGGUGUUCGCUUGCCUUAUAAGCUCCAAAUGGAUUUUAACAAAUUAGUUCGGUCUUUGUUUAUCCAGUCCCCGCAUGUGACCCCCCCUCGCACUCCUCGUCACUCACCUCCUCCCGAGGCAUCACGUUCUGAUCUGCCUACUGAUGCUACACUACAAUCAUGGGAUGCCCCCGCAGAGUCAGUGUUGCUAGAACUGAAUCGCCAACAAGAUCUUAGUUCUGCCUCUCAGGACCCUUGGACAAUCAAUGAGGCUGACAAGGAAGACUUACAAUUGCAUCCUGCUAAUGCGAGUUCAUCGUCCUCUCUUGCAGAUAGCCUGACCAGCAUGUUCCACGAUACUCAUAUUGCUGGCUUGUGCUGCAAUUGGCACAUGAAGUUACACGUAGUAAAGACAUCGCCUGCCACAUGGUUUAACAACUUCAUGGAUCGGCUCGUGAAUACGGUCGCCCUGGACCCAUUCGUCCUCUCUAAUUCGCUGGUCAAACAUGGCAAAAUUGCCAUCAGAUAUUCUUCCAGAACGAAGAACACUGGGAUGAAGGUGGAUACAAUUCCUCUAGAAUUUCUCACCCCGGAACCUCCGACAGGAAAAAACAGGAAAUUCACUUUGAUCCGAGGCGAAUUCAUGGGCAGCGUUCAUACUACGAUGCUUAGGCAAUGGCACGGGUAA
Messenger RNA from Suillus discolor, 3081 nucleotides. RefSeq lists its product as uncharacterized. NCBI's taxonomy places the organism in Eukaryota, Fungi, Basidiomycota, Agaricomycetes, Boletales, Suillaceae. The record is from RefSeq and is a predicted model, not a curated record. Bases 1 to 3081 code for a protein of 1026 amino acids. The transcript has 9 exons.